Sander lucioperca (pikeperch) is the source of this 1846-nucleotide messenger RNA. RefSeq names its product HSPA (heat shock 70kDa) binding protein, cytoplasmic cochaperone 1 (gene hspbp1). The coding region runs from base 206 to 1213 and encodes 335 amino acids. The record is from RefSeq and is a predicted model, not a curated record. The transcript has 9 exons. Lineage: Eukaryota; Metazoa; Chordata; Actinopteri; Perciformes; Percidae.
GCUUGCCAAUUUGGUUCAAGGUUUACGGUACAGCAUGGCAGCCUCCUUGCCACUCGUGAGAUCAGCUAACGUUACGUUAGCUAGAAUGUUCUUCUAGCGCAUUCAUGUAUCUGUGUUUAAAGGGAAGUUAACUUGCUUUAAAAAGACGCAGUGUGUCUAUUUUUCCAACACAGCUUUAUAGGACUCUUGUAAAGCAGUGCACAUCAUGGCAGAAGACAGACCAACUAGGAGAUAUCCCCAGAACCUUCAGGGGGUCCUGCAGCUAGCAGUGGAUGCUGGUUCAGCCGCAGAGGGACCUGCCACUGUUGAACCCAUGUCAGAGGAGAGGAAGACGUGGCUGGGAGAUGCUCUUGCAGAAGUCUGUAAAGGCCCAAUGGAUGAAGUGGAGCAGAUAAAGCACUGCUUGGCCGUCUUACGCAAAGAGGGAAGGAGCGAAAGGGAGAGAGAAGGAGAGGAGGAGAGGGAUGAAGAGGAUGAAGAUGAGCGGGAAUCAGCCUUUGAAUUGCUGUCAGAGUUGUGUGAGAACCUGGACAAUGCUAGAGACCUAAUGACUCUUGGUGGACUGGAAUUGUGCCUCUCCCAGUAUCUGUGUCAUGCCCAAAGUGGACUGAGGUGGCGUGCUGCCCAUCUUAUCGCUACCUGUGCCCAGAACAUGUCGCAGGUGCAGGUCCACUUGUUUAGCAUCGGGGCACUGCCAAAACUGCUGCAGCUGACAGACUCAGACCCCCACCCCACCGUCAGAGUGAAAGCCCUUUAUGCUGUGUCGUGUCUGGUUCGAGAGCAGGAGGCAGGACUCCAGGCAUUCUUGUCCCAUGAUGGCUUCUCAAUGCUGAUGCGAGGCAUGCAGUCAGACAACGAGAAGCUCCAAACUAAGUCUGCAUUCCUUCUGCUCAACCUGCUCAUGUCACAUCCUGAAACGAAAGACACAGUUGUCUCCAUGGGUAUGGUACAGCAGCUGGUAUCUGUUCUUCGCACACCACACUCAGAUUUCCAUGAACAUGUGCUUGGCGCCCUUUGCUGUCUGGUGGAAGACUGUCCACAGGGUCUCAAAGACUGCAGGAAUCCUGCUUUGGGUCUGGAGGAGUUACUCAGACAGCUAUCCAAAGAGCUCCAAGGAAAAGAAGAAAGCCAGGAAGAACUGGACUUCUGUGAGCGUAUGAGGGUUACUUGUUUCCGCGGGCAGCAGUCGGAUGACAAUGGGAUGGAUCGCUGAAGUCUUAUUUACCUCACCUGUUUUGGUAUCAGUGUGCAAAGAUGUUAACAGAACAUUUGUGAUCUGGAUCGUAGAUGUUAAGCAACGUUUUUGUCUGUUAGGACAGAUGCUGUCCAUAUUUUGCAUGCAAUGCAGGAGCUGGAUUGUACUGUGUAAAUAGCUCUAAUGUAUAAAAGUACUUCUCAAGUCAGCUGCUAUUUUUAGUCCAGUGUUUUCAGUUCUUCAAAUCUUAAAUGUAACACCUAACCAAAUACCAAUCUCCCUCACAGGUAGUAUGUAUUUUCUGUUUGAGUUGUUAAUAUUUACAUCCUGAAUGUUAAUUUAGUUACACAUGCAACCAGGUAUUAAUUGUUGUAAGUUAGCAUUGUCUGAAGUCUCUGAGUUAAAGUUUAUUCAUUUCAGUUUAGUCGAUUGUCUCUUAAAAAAUUACUCAGAAUAAUGGACAUCAUUGUUUAUGUUUUACACCAUAUUUAUUUAUUAAUAACACAACAAUAUUGGAGUAUUUGUACAUAUAGUAACCAGCUCACAAGUGAAAAAUGUUGCCAUCACAUGCACAACCUACACAUAAACAUGGAUGUCACGCAAAAUUAAAAUGUUUUGGCACAAAUCAGAGAAUACAGAUAUUAUUCUAAA